Mytilinidion resinicola is the source of this 1086-nucleotide messenger RNA. RefSeq names its product casein kinase I isoform epsilon. Gene Ontology annotation, biological process: endocytosis; signal transduction; peptidyl-serine phosphorylation. Gene Ontology annotation, cellular component: cytoplasm; nucleus. Gene Ontology annotation, molecular function: ATP binding; protein serine/threonine kinase activity. The coding region runs from base 1 to 1086 and encodes 361 amino acids. The record is from RefSeq and is a predicted model, not a curated record. Lineage: Eukaryota; Fungi; Ascomycota; Dothideomycetes; Mytilinidiales; Mytilinidiaceae. The transcript is spliced from 4 exons.
AUGACGACAAUGGAUCUCCGUGUCGGCAACAAGUACCGUAUUGGCCGCAAGAUUGGCAGCGGCAGUUUCGGUGACAUCUACCUUGGUACCAAUAUCAUCUCCGGCGAGGAGAUUGCUAUCAAGCUCGAGAGCGUCAAGGCCAAGCACCCCCAGCUCGAAUAUGAAGCCAGAGUCUACAAGUCCCUGGCCGGCGGUGUCGGCAUUCCCUUUGUGCGUUGGUUCGGCACCGAGUGUGACUACAAUGCCAUGGUCUUGGACCUCCUCGGGCCCAGCUUGGAGGACCUUUUCAACUUCUGCAACCGCAAGUUCUCUCUGAAGACGGUGCUCCUGCUCGCCGACCAGCUCAUCUCCCGCAUCGAGUACAUCCACGCCAAGUCCUUUAUCCACCGUGAUAUCAAGCCGGACAACUUCCUCAUGGGCAUUGGAAAGCGUGGCAACCAGGUCAACGUGAUCGAUUUCGGUCUGGCCAAGAAGUACCGUGACCCAAAGACCCACUUCCACAUCCCAUACCGUGAGAACAAGAACUUGACUGGCACUGCCCGCUAUGCCAGCAUCAACACCCAUUUGGGUGUCGAACAAUCUCGCCGUGACGACAUGGAGUCUCUCGGAUACGUUAUGCUCUACUUCUGCCGUGGCUCCCUUCCUUGGCAGGGCCUGAAGGCUGCUACCAAAAAGCAGAAAUACGACCGUAUCAUGGAGAAGAAGAUGACAACUCCUACCGAAGUCCUCUGCCGCGGCUUCCCCAACGAGUUCGCCAUCUACCUGAACUACACCCGCUCGCUCCGCUUCGACGACAAGCCCGACUACAGCUACCUCCGCAAGAUCUUCCGUGACCUCUUUGUUCGCGAGGGAUUCCAAUACGACUAUGUCUUCGACUGGACCGUCUACAAGUACCAGAAGAACGCCCAGGCCAUUGCCCAGGCUGCCAACCAGGGCCAGGUCGAUGACUCCGAUGACAAGACUGGCCGUGGCCGUCAUGUCACCGCCGCCACCAACGCCGCCACUGGCGGUACUCCUGCGACUGGUACUGUCAACGAUAAGCGUCGGGGUCCCGUCAAUCCGCGUCAAGAGGGCACUGGAAUGUGA